Molecule: messenger RNA, 2983 nt
Organism: Cajanus cajan (pigeon pea)
Lineage: Eukaryota; Viridiplantae; Streptophyta; Magnoliopsida; Fabales; Fabaceae
Product: Enhancer of polycomb-like transcription factor protein
Biological process (GO): regulation of transcription by RNA polymerase II
Cellular component (GO): NuA4 histone acetyltransferase complex
Source: RefSeq, a predicted model, not a curated record
AAGUCUUGUGCAACAAGGAAAACGCUCUUUGGAGGGAGCCACAUCGGUCUACGCGCCCAACCAAUCUCCACCCUCCACCCCCCCAAUCCAACGCCUCUCAUCGCUUCUCUUUUUUCCCUCUUUUCUUCUUUUCCUUUCCCCUUAGCGGUUUUAAUCAUAAACCCUAGCCGAAACAGUGAACCCACUCCCUCACUCUCUCUCAUCUUAGCGCGCGCUCUUUUCUCUUCUCUCUUCCCCCACAGAUCUCGCUCAGACCGAUUCACUUCCCAAAUUUUCCCCUUUUCUUUCCUUCUACCUUCUACCUUCUACCUUCAAGCUUCGAUUUUUCUUCACUCCUUUUAUACCCAUCUUUCUGUUUUAUUUUUAAUUUACAAAAUCGGACACGAUCGUGUUCGAUUUUCUUCACGCCAUGGCCUUUCCCUCUCCUUAGCACAGCCAGGAUCACGUGACUGUGUUUAUUCUCCGCCAAGAAAAAAAAAACACAAAAAAUUCCGGUUUGGUUGGGUUGGGUUGGGUUCGAUUUUAUUUAUAGGAAAACCGUACGGCAAUGCCGGCGGCGGGGAUGCGACGAACGACGAGAGUGUUUGGCAUGAAGGGGGCCGACUCGGCCCGCGUUUUGCGCUCGGGGCGGCGUUUGUGGCCGGAAUCGGGUGAGGUCAAGCCCAAGCGAACCAACGAUGGGGACGAGUGGCCCUCGAAGACCGCGAAGUUGGAUUCCGCGGCUUCGCCCCGCGGCGCCGCCGCGAAGGGGAGGCGCGAGGUGGCUGACGCGCCCGCCGCCAGGAGGGGUCAGAGGAGGUUUGGCAUUGUGUAUGAGAGGCGGCGGAAGGGGUUGACGAAGGAAGGUUCUAGAAGGAAGGAGGAAGUUCCGCGUUGCGAGCUUUCGGUUGUCGUGAGUCGUUGCGCCGGCGAGAGUGGUCGGUUUUUGAGGUUGUUGGCUUCGGUGAUGAGAUACGUUGCCAGGGUUCGCGUUUCGCCCAGGAGGCUGUUGGGGUUCUUUAUGUCGGUGGCAGUUCACGGUGCUUUUGCCUCGCGGGGGAUGCUCUUCGUGAAGGGUCCUCCUACUGUAAACAUUGGAACAUGUCAGUUCUUUGGGAUCACAGAGUUUGUGCCUUCGUUUUCUGUGGACUUUUCUGCUGUUCCUCCUUGUUUUGAGUACCUGCAUUCUGCGAUGUUCUUAAAAUCUAUGUUUAGGUCAUUUUUUCUUGUAAAUAAUCCAAUAAAUGUGGAUAGUGAUGUUGAGGAUAUCGAGUCAGAUGAUGAUUUCCCAAAAUACCAGAAUAAACAGCAGAUUUUAAGCAUUACCUUGGACAGAGAACCUUCGGAGACUGGAACUGUUACAUCUGAUGUUAUUGAAAUCAAUGAUGGUUUAUCCUUACAUUCCUCUGUGAAGACUACCAGGGUAUCUUCUCGGAAUGGACAAUAUAGGAACAUGUUGAACUCUAGAGGCAUUCAGAAGAGGAGAAGUUCACUCAGGAAAAGGAAAGCUCGAAAUCCUUCAACAGUGAGUUUACGCAGAAAUGGAGCAAUAGCUUCUGAUUUAACAGGUGGAAGGAAAAGCAAUAGCCAGUUGUCUGGUGUGACCUCUAGCAAGAAACUUGGGAGUAUGGAUAAUGGUAGCACAACUGGGAGCAGGAAAGAGACAAGUUCUUCCUUAGUAAAUUAUAAAGAAAAAGAUUCGUCUUCUUGUUAUGUAAACUUAUUGGUUUCAGAGAUAGACCGAUGCUACAGGGUAGAGGGAGCAAUUGUUACUUUAGAGAUGUCUGCUCCAAGAGAAUGGUUUCUGAUUGUAAAGAAAGAUGGAUUAACAAGAUGCACAUUCAAAGCAGAAAAAGUUAUGCGUCCCAGCACGUCCAAUCGAUUCAACCAUGCGACAGUGUAUUCAUUAGACAAUGGGUGGAAGUUGGAGUUUGCCAAUCGCCAAGACUGGAAUGUCUUUAAAGACCUUUAUAAGAAGUGUUCUGAUCAUAAUAUACCUGUUACUGCUGCCAAAUUUAUCCCAGUUCCAGGUGUGCGGGUGGUCCCUUCCUAUGCAGAAAGUAAUAAUUUUUCCUUUCACAGACCAGAAACAUACAUAUCUGCCAUUGGUGAUGAGUUAACUAGAGCAAUGACAAGGACAACUGCAAAUUAUGACAUGGAUUCUGAAGACGAGGAAUGGCUGAAAAAGUACAAUAAUGAGUUUCCAGAACAUGUGUCAGAGGAUAAUUUUGAGUUAAUUAUUGAUGCUUUGGAGAAGGUUUAUUAUUGUAACCCAGAUGAUUUGUUUGAUGAAAAAUCUGCGGCCAAUGGUUGUCAGCAUCUUGGUAGCAAGGAAGCCGUUGAAGCUGUAUAUAACUAUUGGAUGAGAAAAAGAAAGCAAAAACGAUCUGUGCUGCUAAGGGUUUUCCAGGGUCAUCCAUCAAAGAGAGCUCCACUUAUUCCCAAGCCCUUGCUGCGAAAAAGGAGGUCAUUUAAGAGACAACCAAGUCAGUUUGGUAGAGGCAAUCAGCCAAGUAUGUUGAAAGCUUUUGCAGCUGAACAAGAUGCCAUGGAAGAAAAUGCAAUGCUUAGGAUUGAGGAAGCCAAGGCCAAUGCAAACAUGUCCAUGGAAUUAGCCAUAGAAAAACGCAAAAGGGCUCAAUCUCUUGCUCAGAAUGCAGAUUUGGCCACCUACAAGGCCACAAUGUUAAUUAGAAUAGCUGAAGCAGCUCUGGCUGCAGAAUCAGUAGAUAACGCGGCAGCAUAUUUUCUUGAUUGAGAUGGUUAGAUCAAUUCCGAUGCUAAUGAUCACCACAAAUUUUAUUACAGGAUGGGUCAUAGUAGAUUUGCUGCUGUGCUUUUAUUGUAAACACUGUACAGAUUUUUUUGGUUGUAUGUAUAAUAACUUGGAUUUAAAUGAAGACCUCACAGCAAUCUUUUGUACGAGUAGAUUGGUCAAUCUCCUUGGAAGAAAGAAAACUGAAAAAUGGAAAUGAAAAAAGAAAUACAGGAUUUGUAAGUCUCA